Molecule: messenger RNA, 18033 nt
Organism: Hyalella azteca
Lineage: Eukaryota; Metazoa; Arthropoda; Malacostraca; Amphipoda; Hyalellidae
Gene: poe
Product: E3 ubiquitin-protein ligase UBR4
Exons: 71
Coding region: 1-18033 (6010 amino acids)
Molecular function (GO): zinc ion binding; protein binding
Source: RefSeq, a predicted model, not a curated record
AUGGCGGCGAGCAGAGGUAGCGUCGAUUGGUCGCAAUUAGUGAAGCCGAUAAUAUCAUUUUGGCCGGUUUCUGAUGCAUCUUUCAACAAACAAGAUCUACCGGAACUUGUUAAAGCUAUUCUUAAAUGCAAAGAGGAUAUUGGACAGCAUGAGGAUCAGUAUGAAGCAUUCUACAGCGCCUUCUGCAUCCUGGCUGCUGACUACCUUGCCACACAUGCCCAAUAUUUGUCCGUGGGAGGUGUGGUGCACAGCGUCAGCGCAUGCAAGGUGUUGCUGCAGCACCUCGUGAGCCGAGUGGGCUCUCCCCCACUGACUGUUACCAUCCCUGCUGCUAUCAGCCACAAUCAUUCCCACUCGCACAUAUCAACCCAUUCUGUUGCACCCACAACUGCAUCAUCUGGGAAACAUGUUCAAGGCUCUUCAGCCCCAGUAAUUUCUACUAGCGUUCUAUCCCCAUCCUCCAUCAAUAUCCUAUCAAGUGUGACUCCUGUUGUAGCUCCUGUAGCUGAUGCUGACCAAAGUGACUCGGACAGUCACAGUGACAAUGUUCCCCAAAUCAUUGGUAGCAUUGCAGUCACAACCCCUGCAGCUACUUCAGGGUCUGGUGUUGCUCCCAUCACCAUCAGCACCACAAGCAGUAGUUCUGGUGCUGUCAACAUUGUUACUCCUGUCAACAAGGAUGACCGGGAGAAGGUGGUCUCGAUCACGGACAAGCAGUUGGUGCUGGCUAUGAAGGCUCUGUGUCGUGGCAGUGGCUGCCUCAGCCGUGCAGAUCAGUCCUCGCUUAUAUCUGUGAUACGCUCAGCUAAGCUGCCGCCGUGCGUACGCACUCACUCUCACGACAAGGACGCAUCGUGUGGUGCAGGCAGUGGCAGUGCUGGCAGCAGCAGCGGUGGCAUCAAGGAUGGUCGCCGCAACCGCAAUGACCCAAGUGCUGCUGUUCUUGAACAGCUCAUCUUGCCCCUGCAUGACUUUGGAAGUGACGCGGCAGGAAAGACGAGGCCUGGAGGAGGUCUCUCAACUGACAAGGAUGGUGCUGGUCGUCUUUCAGACGUUGCGCAUUUGUUUGCAAGUCGCUGUGAGGCAGCACUGCAGAGCAUUGGUGGCGGUGCUACGCUGCUUGACGUGUGCCUCAAGAUGUCCAGCAUCAGCAAAUACAACACCAAGUACAAGGAACUGUUGGAGGGCAAAGGCUUCUCCUUCCCUUCUAAUCAACAUGAAGUGCUUGCAUUCAAACCUGGUUUGGCACAGGUAGUGUCGGAGCUGAGCAUCGUGUCACGCAUACUGCAGCUGCCAGUACUAGAACCUUUGACAGCUGAGCGCCUGCAGAAGCUUGCCUCUAUCAGCAUGGCAGCUCUGCUCGCAGCUCUCCACGUCGCGGUCGCGUCUGCUGUCACCGCCGUCACCUCAGCGCCUGCCACCACUGCAUCAGCGACUUCCAGCAAGACUCCACCCGCGAGCGCACGUGACGAUGAGCUUGAUUCGCUGUCCACGAGCGUGACGGAGAAAGCUUUGCUCAUCUACUCGGUGGUGCUGCGCGCUGUGAAGACCUCCACCAGGGCUGGUGGACAUCACCACCAAAACCUGCAACUCAUGGGCGGUUGGCUGCUGUCGUCUGGACUACACCAGCUUAUGGUGAUCGUCUCUGCCGUCUCGCCUGCUCCUGCAGCUGCUGCUGCUGCUGCAGGCGGUAGUGGUCCUUCACCAGCCACCUUCACUGACAAGAAUACCAAAGAAGACAAGGGCAAAAGUCCAACAAAGAAAGAUGUUGUUUCCAGAAUUAACCUAAAUAAAGUUCAGCAGGGCGUCAGUUCGGUGGUGGUUGCCCUCGCGCAGCUGUGCUGUGAACUUCUUUCUCUGCUGCUGGAGGACGUGGCCGUCGAGGGCUGGAAUGCUAACAAACCCACUCCCACGCCUGCCAAGAUGAGCGUCCUGGAGACAUUCUCUGCCACCAACCGCAUCGCUAGGAUCUUCAACGCCGUGCCUCUCAACCAGCUGCUCUUCUACCUCGCCACUGUGUCGUACAGGAAGGCUUGUAGCUUGCGGCGCAGCCAGCGCAGCAUGCACGAGGGUGACACGUACAGUCUCACCGACAGCACCAUCUACUACGAAGACGACUUCUCUGAGGGCAGUCUUGGAGAAGAAGACGACGAUUCGGUGAUCAUCGGGUCAUGGUUCGAGGAGCCGUGCACGCCAGGGGCAGAGGAGGGGGGCCAGCGAGGAGGCAGCGGCGGCCCACGACGCGGUUCUGUGGGAGGACGACCUCGUCCAGCCUGGGGCGUGAGCGCCUCCACACAUGGUGGUGGUUCCAGUCAACCGCAGUCGAUAUCAGAGAGCGAGAGCUGCUCGUCCGGUGGCGGCGCCCCCCUGAACAGCAGAAGUUCCCGCGUCCUCGACGCCUCAGGACCUCCUGUCAUCCCUGACAAGUCCGAGCCCCAUGGGUUCCUGAACCUAGCAACGCUCAUUUUCGGUCUGAUGAACCGGCACCUGGUGGAGUGUGACUGCGCGUAUGUCCAGCAGUAUGUGCGCACAGGCCUCGCCGACACGCACAUGAUUGUGCUUGCUGCCAUCAUCAAAGACUUAGACCGCGACACUGCCAAAACUGACGCAGAGCUUGGCAGCAGUGGAGGAGCAGUAGUGCAGAAGCUGUAUGAGCAAUUCUCGCAGUCACUCUAUCGCUUCACUCAUAACCUCAUCGCCUCGGGGGCGCUCAGUGAUGCUCUGCAGGCCACGCUGUUGCAUCAACUUGGGGUCUCCCCCUGGAUCUCUGACGGUGACUGGCCGCUCUUGCUGCUGCCCAGGACGCUCACAGUCCUCGCUCAGGUUUUGCUGCUACGCCAACGUCGUGACAAAGACGACCUGAAGUGCGACUGUGACACGGCCUGCGUCGUCAUCUGGCAGCGCGUCGUCGCUACGCUCGUCAAGGCCGUCACCUGCCCCGCCCCUCAUCCAGACCAUGAAGUCGAUGACCUAAACGUAGAGCACGCACAGCUCCUGCUCUUCCUGUUCCACGCACUCCAGUUGAUGCAGAAGAAAGCUGUGUUACUGAGCGUGGCCAGCGCUCUCAUCACAGUCGCCCCUGUCGUCAAGACGCCCAUGAGGGACUCCCAGCUACUUCAUUUAUCCAGGCUACUCCUCAUCUUUGAGUACCUCAUGAAGAAUUUGUAUGAGGCACCUCAGACGCUUAUCGAACAGGUCCAAUGGAACCUCUUCAGUCCAAUAUCUCGCGAUGUAGUGAGAGUGGACAACAGUGGAGCUUCUUCAAACAACUUGAAUUGUGGUCCCAGUACGGCUGGCGACAGCGCUGGCAAUGCCAAGAUGUACCACGUGUGGCGUGACAUUGAAGAUAAUUACCAGAAGCAUCACCAGGCCGACGAGACCGGCCCAUCCUGCGCCCCUACCUUGAAGCCCAAGUUCUACACUCUCACUCCUGUUGACACCAAUUCUCAGGACACUCCCAAGCUGGACGGACUUGCAUGCAGUUUCAUUUUGGCUACACCGGACACCCUGAAGUACACCACUUUGUACGAAACCCUUGUUGGCCUGCUGGGUGUGAGUUGCCAAGUGGACCCAAGCUUCCGUGCGUCUUCAUCUCACUCGAGCGAUAUAACGCGCUCGGCAUCUUCAGACGUCAUCAAGCAGUGUGCCGCAAGUGACGCCACCACCACCCCCGCCACUGCCAGGCCGGGCACUGAAGUCCUGCGGUCCGUUUCGACUGAUUGCGCCGCGGCUUCUGCACGUGUUCAGUCUAAUGACAACAAUCUAAGUUACCUCGGACACUGUGCUGUCCAGUAUACGUUCUCCUUCGUGUACCGCAUACUGUUGACACUGCCACCCUCGGUUGCUGCACUAGAGGCUCUUGCGAGUCCCGACACUAAGCUCGAGGGACCUUGGCUCCUGCAUGCUCUUAUUUGGGGGCCUAGGGCUUCUCAUAAAGUUUUCAAUGGCUGGAUCAAGGAUGGUCUUGUACGUCAGAGUUUGACAACCCAGAAGGCAGACGCUCUGCUUAAGUCUGUGACGAAUGUCACUUCGUCGCUGCAGCAUGACUUGCGCGUCGCAGGCCUCGUCAUCUCUUCUCUAGUAGCUAAGAUCCACUCGAAAACUGCAGCAUCUGGCACCGCUACGUCCAUUAUGAAUGUAGCAAGCUUCGCCGAUUUGCUGUUGGUUGACGCGGUGCUUGCGAGACUGCAGGUCACGCUGGAUGAUGGAUGGCAGCGAGGUGACCUGGACCUACGAGGUGCCGGGGACACUCAUGAUUUAUGCCAGACGCUGAAAAUCACGGCAGAUCAAUUACCCGUCACGUCGCUCCUGUCACUGAUCAUGCUACUGACGGAGUCAGCACGGCACGGUGUUGUGCACAGCAUGAGCUCCUCUCCUGCUACGACGAGCAGCGGCAGCAGCAGCACUUCCAAGUCAGCGGCUGCUGAAGAAACUGCGGCAUCUGAUGCCGGUCCAUUAAUAGAAGCUCUGAGUCGCGUUCUCGCCGUAUCUGGAGACCAGGCAGGCUUUGUACAGCCAUGUCUCUCAAAGGACUGUCGUAACCCUCUGUUGAACGCGGCUCUGCAACGCUGGACCUCCAAUACCCUCGACACAUUCCCUCAGCCUCAAGCUUGGAAGAGCAGCCAGUGCGGGGGCGACGUGUUGCCUGGCGAGAGCUUUGUGUCGGGCGUGGUGCUCGGCCACGUGUCUUGUCUCUCCGACGCCCCCAACUUCACGGUCGCCAGCUCCCCCCUGAAGCAUGUCCUGCGCACCCUCAUUACCUUCACUACUGACCUCGCCGGCUGGUACACCGAGAGUGAAAAACCGCACGCUCAGCUGGUCCAAACGCUGGUAUCGAUCGCCGCCGACGCCACCUGCGACGGCCUGUCCACCACGCUGGGCUCGGCCCUUGAACGGCUCCUGCCAUCGCCACCAACCGCAGCUACUGGCGUUACAAUGGGCGGUGGUAGCGGCAACGAGAGCGUUGGUAGCGCUAGCAGUAGCAGCAGCAGUAGCAGUUCUGACAGCACUGCGGCGGGCACUGGUGACAGCAGUAGCAGUAGUGGCAGUAACACUCAGGCCACGGUAGCUCAUCACCUCUACGGCAGGCAGCUCGUGCACGUGCAGGCUCUGCUCAAGAUAGCUGCCAACUACCACGGUGUGGUGAGCGAUCGAGUACUGUCCGGCAUUGGGGACUUCCUGUGUCAGCUGCUGGAGGACCCUGCCGGCCGACAAUCUCUUCGGUCUCAUUUCCAGACGUCACCUCACUUCUGCUCUGUGCUGCUCUCACCCGUCCCUCCUAAAUUAACUGCCAUCAAGUCGAGCUCGUCAUCCAAACUUGCCAAACGCUCCGUGUCGGACAAGGAAGAGGAUCCCUCAUCAGAGGCUUUGACGUCUGCUGAGACUGAGAGUGAACGAAAUAUCUUACCCGAGCCCAUCCUCCUCUUCCUGAUCGUGCUGUUCCAGCAGGCAGAGAAACAGCCUAAGGACAGUGACCUAUCUGGCAUUUGUAACCACAUUUGGUCUUGGGUCGAUACUGGUGCUCUACAACGCUGGCUCAUUUCUGCCAACAAAGCUCACUACUCGGUGAGUUCUAGAUCCACUGAAACUCCUGGCAGCACGAAAAUAGUUGAAGUUACUCCACAGCUUCCCCCACCUUCCCGUUUGCCAGGCUUCAUCAGAAAACGCAAGGAUCGGAAAUUCCUUGCCAAGACCAUCUUGUUUGAGAGCCCCUUCCUUGAUCCGGAUCUGGUGCCACUUAACUUCCUCAGUUCAGCGGCCACUUCAGCAACCAAAGGCAAAAUGAACGAAGCCAUGGUCCUGGACGAUGAUGACGGUGACACUGGCGACGAUGAAGAUGACGAGACGACCAAGCGUAGAGGCGUGCCCGCGUCGGACUUGGUGACGCAAGAGAUGAGGCUGCGUCACUGCUGGUCGCUGGUGCAGGCCAUGGCCAAGUAUGCCUGCGCUCAGGACACUCAGCUCGCCAAGAGCCAUUGUACCUCGCUGCUUCGGGCCCUUGAAACGGUGGGCAACAGCAUCACUGACGAAGCCAUAGUCACCGGCGACCCCGAAGAGAGCUGUCGCUUCCUCAAGCCCAUCUCCACCCUCGUGCCUAUCAUGAGAUCCUUGGCUGGGGGGGCGGCGCCUCAGGGUCACGUCAUAUUACUGCGCACCGCCAUACAGUGGCUACAAAUAUACAAAUACGUUGUCUUCCCUGGCGCUACGAUGAAUGUGCACAGCCCUGGCGACGCUGGCACGUCCUCUGAUGACAGGAACCUCAGCCCCGCGGUUGUCGAACGCCUCAAGAACCAAAUUCUGGUGCCAGCGCACUUACUCUUCUCGUACUUGAGCGACGUGCUCGUGGCUCUUAAAAUAUCCGGAGAACAGACCAAGACCUGUGCUAUUGAAGGGGAGCCCAGCGGUGACAUUCAGUCAGUGACAGAUGCAGCUGACAGCGACCUUCUCGACGAUCGCAACCACGAUGACGGCCUGGACGAUGAAGAAGUUCUCGAAGAUUCCGAGGACGAGAGCGUGUGCAACAAACUGUGCACUUACACUCUCACGCAAAAAGAGUUCGUAAGCCAACACUGGUACCACUGCCAUACUUGCCAAAUGGAGGACGGCGUGGGCGUGUGUUCCGUGUGUGCCAAAGUUUGCCAUAAAGGUCAUGACGUCACUUACGCCAAGUAUGGCUCGUUCUUCUGUGACUGCGGCGCCAAAGAGGAUGGAUCAUGUCAGGCUCUGGUGAAAAGGACACCAAGCUACAGCAACAGAGGUGACGCAACUGAGUCCGCAGGUGCCGUCUUCAGUGUGGGUGCCCUUGCUUCUGCCUCAGGCUUGAGGAAGAAACGCGCCUUGUCUCCUUCGCUGUCGUACACUGACAGCGUACGGGAACAAACUAACAAGCGUCGUCAGGUUCUGGCGCGGCAGAUCGAGGGCGUAUGGAGUAGCCUGUGCAGCAGCAACACCCACCUAAGCGUGUGUCUCUACUUUCUUCACAAUCUUUUGCCGCGUCUGGAGGACGAGGCUCAUGCCAGGGCUGCUUUGAACUCCCUCAACGCUAACAGGAAGGCUCUGCACACGCUUCACUCUGCACCCAAGAAUGUACAGAUGGGUGACCACCUGAUGUUCUCUCCGCUGGGAGCCCAGGAGAACGCGUUCGAGAACGUGCGCCUUAACUACUCUGGGGACCAGGGCCAAACUAUCCGUCAGCUGGUGGCCACCCACGCCAUCCGACGGGUGGCUAUGUCCAUCAUGACGUCCCCUACGAGCCGCCGCCAGCACUUGGCGGUCACUCACGAGAAGGGCAAGAUUGUCCUGCUUCAGCUGUCGUCCAUCUUGCGACAGAAGGAGUUGGGUUUGCCGUCCAGUAACUUUGGGGCCAGCAAGCGCAAGCUGACCAUUUCUCGACUGACGAGUCUGCCACUGCCAUUCUUGGUGCUGAGUCUCUCUGCCAACCCCUGCAAUGACGAUUACUUGGCCGUCUGCGGACUCAAGGACUGCCACGUUCUUGUUUUCUCAUCUACGUGCAGCGUUAUGGAGCAUCUCGUGCUCCACCUCCAGCUUGAGUCAAGCGGCUAUAUCAUCAAGGUUGUAUGGCUGCCAGGUGAGCAGACACAACUUGCUGUCGUCACUGCCGACUUCGUCAAGAUAUACGACCUGAGUGUGGACGCGCUAUCGCCGCAGUACUACCUUUUGCUUCCGUCGGGCAAAAUCAGAGAUGCUUGUUUUGCUUCUCUUCCGGAUGGCUCUGUGCACAUGCUGCUGAUGACGUCUUCAGGCUACAUCUACACACAGGAGCUCAAUGAGGACAGUUCCGCAAAGCACGGCUCGUUCUACGUCACCAACGUUCUCGCUGUCGACCAAGCAGCUGCCGAGCUCAAGGAUGUCUCGGGUGUGGUCGGUGGUGGUGGUGUAUCCAUUCACUACUCACAAGGUCUGCAACUGCUCUGCUUCAGCUACUCCCACGGACGUUCUUUCAUGGCGCCUCUUACGCAACUUGGAGAGAAUGCUAAGCUUGACAAGCUUUUCCCCAUCAACGUCAAGCCAAGUGGCAGCAACGCCAGCCUUUCGAGCAAUGGCGCCAGCAGCAGUAGUAGCCUUGGAUCCUCCGGUGGCAGUAGCUCGAGUGCAGGUUCUAGCAGCAAGAUGUCACCUCUAUGUCAGUGGUCAGAAGUGCUAGGCCAUCCAGGUCUAUUCACGUGCUUCAUGAUCCAAGGCAAUGUACCUGUACUAAUCUAUGUGAAGCCAGAGAGCAUAAUGGUGCAGGAGAUAAAAAUCCCCUCAUCAAAGAACAAGGUUUGCGACAUAGUUGCACUUCGUCACGCAGCAGGCAAUGAGUCCCGGACCACUCUGCUGUUACUCAGCGAGGACGGUUCGCUGAGAGUCUUCUCUGCUUUCUCGGAUUCAGCAGAUUUUUGGACGAGUUCUAAUGAAUCACGCCUCGCUCUGCCUGGAGAUAACUCGGCUCCAAGGACAUCCCGCAAAAAGAAAAACGUCAAGCAUGGCGCCUCGUCAUCUGGAUCCGUAGCGUUCCCAGUUGACUUCUUUGAACACUGUAACCCAAUCUCUGACGUCGAUUUUGGUGGCAAUGACCUCUUGCAAGUGUACAACGUACAGCAGCUGAAGAAUAGGCUAAACAGCCAGUCCACCUAUGUGGCCUGCAGCAAACCUGGCGGCUUCCAACUUGAAGUGACCAACAAAGAUGCAAAUGUGGUGAUGUGCGGCGCGCGUGUGGCAGUUGGAAGCCUCCACCCCCUCAAAAAUCCUACUUUCGUCAAGGUCUUUGGGCGCACAAUUCCCGUGAACACUUCGCGCAAUCGGUGGUACGACAUACCAUUUACACGAGAGGAGUCUCUGAAAUCUGACAAAAAACUCGUGUUGACAUUCGGACCUUCAACUGACCCCUCUCAGGUGACCAUCAUAGAUGCCGUUAAAAUAUACGGGGAAACAAAAGAAGAAUUUGGCUGGCCUGACGACGAGGAGUACGCAACUGCGAGCGUUGGUGGUAACGCCACCAGCACGUCUGCACCCACGACGGCUACCAAUUCUCACGCGAACGCGUCACGGAGUAUUGGUGAUGAUACCGACAUGACGACAGCCAAAGCGUCCAGCAAUGACAGUGUAUUGGAGUCACUGUUCUGCUCUGCCCUCGAUGCCUUGGACGGCUGUUUCUCUACUAUGCAAAACGUCAACAGCAGCGCUCGCAAGCAAGCACUUGAGAUCGUGACUCGUAUGAUAAACCUUCAGCUCUCACCGCGUUUACAGUCUUGCACGCGCUCCCUGCUUUCCUCUCUUCACGAGUCUCGGCAGACGUACCACCAACAGCUGGACGGAGCACAACUUUCUGGAGUUAUUGAAACUCUUAAUUCUCUCAUCGCUACUGGUCAAAAAGACCCUUCUCUUAUGGAGUGCCGAGCUUUCCAUAAUAUAAUCGUCUUGGCCCGAGAAGUUGCUGUUUCAAGGCCUCACAACCUCGUCAAAUUCACGCAGAAAGCUCGAGAUCUGAACACGACGCUGGUCGAGUCUAGUGUCCGAGUUACUGUGGAUGCUCCAGAAGACUCGGUGGCUGACAAGACUUUAGAGAACGACUCUGAAGAGGCUUUGUCCGAGGAGCCGAAAGCCUUUGUCUCUGACCAAAGUGAGGUUAACGUGCCGUCAGGUGCUCCGCAAGAGGAAGCUGCAGAUGACCACUUCUUAUCUCUCCUCAUGGAAGCCUUCUGGCUGUUGCUCAAAGCGCGUCCGCUCAACCCACUUCUGAGCCCUGUGUACCAGCCUGGCCUCACUCACGUGGAAGCGACCGUCCAGGCGAUGCUGGAGAUCUUGCACGGAUAUUCUUUGUGCAGCCCGUCGUCUGUACCGCUCGUGAUGCGCCUCUACUGCUCCCUGCUGCUCUCACCUCACCACCAGGUUUCGUUCAGCGCCAAGACGGCGUUAGUGCGACUGUUGCGACCUCGCACCAAGAAGCACAAGCGCGUCUUCCUGCCUAGCCCGCCUCGCUGCUCUACUCCUGGUGAAGGUAAAAGCAGUGGGCUGGCUGUUGCUGGGCCAUCAGGCGCCUCAGCUGCAGCAGGGGAGGGCAGCAGUCAUCGGUCGGCCGGCGGUCACCGCGCCGCUGGUAACAACGAAGCCAGCGACCUCGUGGGCGCCCUGGCCGAAGUGGCUAGAGCCAGUGGCGAGCUUUUGGGGGCUGCUGCGCCGGGUUCUGGCGCCGAUCUGUUGGCAGGCAUGAUGGAGCUGGGCGGAGGUGGUGGCGAGGAUGACGACGACGCCAUGAUGGAGCUCGCCAUCGCCCUCUCCCUGCAUGACGAGGCGUCUGCUGGUGGCCAGCAGCUCGCCGGCAUGGAGCGUCUGCAGCACCUGCGCGGCCACGUGCUGCAGAGUCUCCUCGCUUCAGGUGCUCUGCAGGCUCCUCCUAGCCUCCAAAAUCAAGCUCUUAACCAGAAUGACGAUGGCGAUGAUGAAGACGCUGAGGAUGAUGGUGAGAACGAUCAUGAUGACGAUGAUGAGCACGAAGUGGAUGAGGACGAUGAUGAUGAUGAUGACGAUGACGACGAUGAUGAUGAUGACGAUGACGACGAUGAUGAUGAUGAUGAUGUAGAUCACAUGGACGUCAUCCACGUGAUUGGAGGGAGCAACUUGACGCAGGACUUGGAUGAUGUUGCCAACGAUUUGGAUAACGCCGCGGGCAACGCUGCCGGAGACUUGGUCAAUGUGGGUGGGGAGAUCGUCAACGUGGCGGGGGGUCUGGACGUGGGGGAGGACAACCAGGGGGGGCAGUUCUCUGACACCACGGCGUCUGCCAACGCCAGCGAUGAUGAGGACGGUGAAGUGUCCAACGCUGCGACUGAUGGUGGCAGCAACCUUAUGAGGACGUCUCCAGCUGAUCAAGGAUGCAGCGGUGGCAGUGAGAGUGGGUGUUCAGUGGUGGAGAGCUUGCUGGGUGAGCAGAGUAGCAUGGCUACGGUGGGCAGCGCUGGAGCGAUGAGCGCCACCAGCACGGCGUACGACGCUACCACGCACGACCAAAUCCCUGCUCCUGACGACGCACACAACGCUGAUGGCAACGCACCUAAUCCGGAAGGAAGUGGUAGCAGUAACCCAUCAAGCAGCGGCAGCACCAACAAUGUCAGCGUUCACAGCCUGCGUCUCGCUCUUCUGGACGCUCUCACUACGCGACUACAGCGCCUGCAGCAGCUGGGAGGCAUUGCUGCCAUUCCAACACUUCAGGUAAUCCUCAUGCUGUCAACUGAUUUGGACCCGCGCAACAGUCGAGACCGCGUUACUCUAGAUGCGCUUCUCAACGCUCUGGUUGCUUCCCUCGACCUUAACUCAGCAGGCCGCUCGACCGACGAGCCGUCGGCAUCGAGCAGCGUCGCCGCAACUGGCGCUGUUUCUUCCUCUGCUGGCGACAGCGGAGGCGAGAGUGAUGCCAUCACCAACACUGACCACGAACAACCUCCAUGUCACGAGCGCACUCCUGCCAGGGAAGUUCAGCUGCUCAUCAUGCGACUUCUGAGUGUGCUGAUGUCGCGUAGCAAGACUGCUGCUAGUACAACCAGCGUAACCCGCGGUGGAGUCACUGCACCUUCUGCUGGAGCGUCUCUCAUGCUGCCCCAGGUCACCGCCAAUUGCUUGGUCCGUGCUGGGGCUGUGACUCACUGCCUCUCGCUCUUGCAACAAAUGCUUCCUUACUGGAGGUCUGAGUCACAAGACACAAACACGACUCUUCUGGGCAGUGUACUACUGAAACCUCGUCCAAUGCACCCGUUGCCUGAUAUGAGCCCAUUUUUCUUACGUCCUCUAAAAGAUUCUGAGAAUGACGUCUUUGCGUCCUUCCCUCAACUUCUGACAGAACUUGUCCUGCGUUUGCCGUAUCAAGUGCACAAGGUGUGCGACCGUGGCAGCGGCUGUGGUGUAUUGAGCGUUAGUUCUUGGUCACACUAUCUUUGCGAGUACACGCUCUUACAACAGCCUGCAAUUGUUAAAAGACAAGUGAGAAAACUACUGUUGGCUCUCACUGGCCACAAAGACAAAUACCGAACGAUUCGAGAUCUGCAUGCCCUCGACCAUCGUAUCAAAGAAGUCAAGUUGCUGUGUGCUAAGGGCGGGUUCAGCUUCAGCAGCAACGGAUCGCAAUCUCCAGUGUCUCUGCCAUAUGAUUCACUCAUACAACUUAUCGAACAUCUCAAAGCUUGCGUAGAUAUUGCUCAAGUACGUACCCACAACUGGCAAAAAUACUGCCUUAAAGAAGAAACUGUUCUCAGUUUCCUCAUCGAGGCUUCAUGCCAACUGGAUGAAGGCGUUGCUCCCACAAUCUUGCAACUUCUGCAAGCUGCACUAUGCCCUGCUGCUACUGACAGCAGUGCUGCAGUCGUCACCGUUGGUCCACCCGUUGCAUCGGCAGCUCAAAAAGCACUCGCUGCAGACAGUAGCCUGAGCCGCGGGAGCAGUAGCAGCAAACGCGCAUCCAGUGAGGAUAGCGAAGCUGGUGCGGGAGGAAGCAGUGAGGCUAAUAAGAGUGAGCCCCAAGCCCACUGGCCUCAGCUUGUGGCACAAGUGCACAUGUAUCUUGACAGGUCUCGGCUCUCGCAGUUCAUCCACACUUUCCUUCUGGUGUCCAAUUCAACGAGUGUUCGUUGGCAAGCUCACUCUCUGGUGCUGUCUUUGUACCGCCACUCUGCACCUAAAGACCAAGAUGCACUGCUCAGCCUCAUGUGGUCCCUGUGGCCACGGCUGCCUGUCUACGGCAGGCUCGCUGCCCAGUUCGUUGAUUUGCUGGGAUAUUUCUCUUUGAACACGACUCACGAAGAAAAAAUUGUUGACUAUGCCAACAUGGCGGUUGAACUUCUGCGUACCCAGUCAAAACACCUAGCAAGUCACCCUAAUGCUUCUCUGUACAACUCCCUUGCGUCUCUUGUGCACUUUGAUGGGUACUACCUAGAGAGUGAACCUUGUCUUGUAUGCAACAAUCCUGAAGUUCCCUUCACUACUGCGAAACUUACCAGCAUCAAAGCAGAUAGCAAGUACACAACCACAACGCAACUUGUUAAGCUAGUGAACAACCAACUGAUUAGCCGCAUUACGCUGCGGAUCAACGAGCUCAAGAGGACUAAGAUGGUGAGGGUCCUUAACAUCUACUACAACAACAGGACCGUCCAGAACAUCGUCGAACUGAAGAACAAGCCCAACAUGUGGCACAAGGCCAAGCGUGUAACUUUAGCUUCUAACCAGACUGAAGUUAAAAUUGACUUCCCACUUCCUAUCGCCGCGUGCAAUCUCAUGCUUGAGUAUGCUGAUUUCUACGAGAACAUGCAAUCAAACACAGAGACUUUGCAGUGCCCUCGCUGUUCCGCGGGUGUGCCGGCUUCGCCUGGUGUGUGUAAUAACUGCGGUGAAAAUGUCUACCAGUGUCACAAAUGCCGAGCUAUCAACUAUGACGAGAAAGAUCCAUUCUUGUGCACGGCGUGUGGGUAUUGCAAGUACGCCAAAUUUGACUACACGCUGCAGUGCCGCAUGUGCUGUGCAGUUGACCCCAUUGACAACGAAGAGGACCGUAAGAAGAGCACCAUGUUCAUCAACCUGAUGCUGGACAAGGCAGAUUCUUCCUACAAACAACUGCAGGCUUACAAGCCAGCGCUGGAAGCCUUGCUAUUGAAGGCUGCUGAACAAGGUGGCGAGCGAGGUCUUGAUGAUGCACUCGCCGGCUCUAACACUGUGGCCGCUGCACCGCUCGUUGGCAACACCUACGUCAAUAAAACUAUUCAGCAGCUUGCUCAGAAAUAUUGUGGAGAAUGCAAGUCCGCUUUCGAUGCACUCAGCAAACUUAUCCAGCGCAUCCAAGCUUGUCGCCGUGAACUGGUGGCCUACGACCGCAGUCAGAAGGAAGGGAGUAAGCGCGCUGUCGCGUCCCUGUCGUCGGCUCAGAUUUCGCCUGACGGUGCCCCUUCUGCUGCGUUCGCUGCCGCUGCUUCCACUAUGAGCAUUUGUCGCUGUUAUGGGUGCGCCUCUGCUGCGAGUCAUCACUGCAUCACACUGCUGCGAGCUCUGGCUACCAAGAAGCCAUUACGAGCAGCCCUUUGUGGACACGGUCUCAUUCAAGACCUGCUGCAGCACAACCUCAGGCGUGGAAACGUUCAGGUGCGCAAAGAAGUGCGUGAGCUCCUCGUGCUGCUCACACAAGACGAUAUAAGGGCAACGACUGAGCUCAACGAUCUGAUAAGCGAGCGCAUCAUGAGUUCUGUGACGUCCUCGGCUCAUCUGUCGUCGCCAGAUCUCGCCGUCGCCGUGCGUCACGAAGUUGCGCUGCUUGCUGCCGCGGCCGCACACAAGGACUCGUGCUGGGAAACAAGGCUAAGAUGCGUGGCGAAGCUCUUCCUGAUGGCGGGUGGGAACAACAGCUCGCCUGAGGUGAUGGAGCAUAUCUCCCUGCCGUGCCUGCGCAUCUUGCAGCAAGCUAUGAUCACCACGCAAGCCAAACAUGCGCCCGAACAACUUCCUAAAGCUGCCGCUGGCAAAUCUACGGGAAGCUCAAAGUCGAGUGGUCUUCCCCCUCGCAAGCCUCGUGCCGAUCGCUCGGCUGCUGCUAAAGAAAGCGGGCCCAGCAAGAGUACAACUGCAGCCAAGACGCUCCCCUCCCCGGUCAUGACGGGUCAGUAUGAGAAAGGCUGCUGUGUCGCCGUCGACCUUCACAGUUGGCUGAUAGGAGACCCGGAACAUUCCUUCGAGGCGUGGAAAAAGCGAACUAGAGGCACCAAGUCCGAUAGAAAGCCUGUCAACUUCUCGAAAAUGACCAAGCCUCAAGUACGUCAAUAUUACCUGGCUGAGAAGUACGCGUGCCGGUGGGUAAGUCACUCGAUCAGACCCAAGUUCCAGUUGGCGCUGACAGGCGCUGAUGCCGCCCACAACAGCUGGCUGCGUCAGAUGCUCUUCAACCCCGCAUCUCGUCUGGCACGUAACGUGGUCUGGCAGGUCGUCUACGUCAUCGCUCGCACCAACCCUACCUGGAAUGCCAAGCUUCUUGAUUUGCUGACCGAGUACUUGCCUGAGAUCUGCGUGGCGGGUGAAAGUGGCCAAGAGUUCGUAGAUCUGUACAAGUGGUUAAUGAUGGGACCAGAAUGGAAGCAAUAUUUGGCCGUACGAGGUGUGCUCACAACCCUCGGCUCUCUCAUCACUCGCGAGAUCCAACAGCUCUCUGUGCUUGAAGAAACUUGUCUCAGCACAGAUCUCCUGCAGGGCUAUGCCCUGAAGACUGUGACGAAGCUGCUGCAGUUGUUCCUUGACGACGCGGGCAUCAAGAGUGUAUACAAGCGUCAGCUGCUGCCCACAGUUCUCAGCGGUUACCUGUCACUGCGUAAACUGGUCGUGCAGCGCACCAAGUAUGUCGACGACGCACAGGAGGAGCUUCUCGACAUGCUGGAGGACAUGACAUUAGGCACAGAAGAAGAAACUCGUCGUUUCAUGGCGGUGUGUAUCGAGACGGUGCAGCAAUAUCCCGCUGAUGAUCUGCGUACACCUGUCUUCCUGUUUGAGCGGCUCUGCUCCAUCAUCCAUCCUGAAGACAACGACGUUGGCGAGUUUUUCAUGCUUCUCGAAAAGGAUCCUCAGCAGGAAGAUUUCCUUCAGGGCCGUAUGAACAACAAUCCAUACAGCAGUGAGGAUCCUGCUAUGGGGCCCCGGAUGAGGGACGUUAAAAACAAAAUUUGCCAGGAUUGUGAGCUCGUCGCUCUCCUCGAAGACGACAAUGGCAUGGAACUGCUGGUUUCCAACAAGAUCAUCUCGUUAGACCUCGCCGUGCGCGACGUUUACAAGAUGUGGCUUGCAGAAAACCCCGAGAAUCACGAUAUGCGCAUUGUGUACCGCAUGCGUGGUCUCCUGGGUGACGCUACCGAGGAGUUUGUGGGGACGCUCGUUAAGAAGAAGGAGGAUGACAUCGACAAGGAGCAGGUGUACCGUAUGGCAUCUGUGAUGGCCGAGUGUGGCGGUCUCAAAGCCAUGCUCGACUGCCUGCAGCGUAUCACAGAUCUCUCCUACGCCCGACCUCUUGUCACUGUUCUCCUGAAACUCUUCCAGCUUUGCGUCAAACUUAGAGUCAACAGAACUGCGCUGAUGCAGCCGUCAUCGGGCGCUGUUGCUGUGCUGCUUCACACCCUGAAACAGUGUCUGGCUGCUGAGCCUGAGGUCGUCGCUGGGGCUCCCGGUCAACCCACCUUCACUGAGCAAUUGCUCAUGGUCCUCGAAGCCAUUCUAGAAGAAGCUUGCGUCAUGCCUGCUGGUGAAUAUGCUGAGCUGGUAGAGACCUGCGGCACUCUUGAAGACAUCCACCUGCUGCUUAACUACGUCGCCACUUCCUCCACCACUAACGCUCAGGAAAAGCAACGCCUGAUGCGCGUUCUGCCUUUCUUGGUAUUCUGCCACAAAGAGAAGAUGGAGCUGCUGGUCGGACACUUCCGUCCAAUUCUCGAUUUCGAUCGCUUCGACGUUGAGCACACGCCUGAAGACGCUGCUAAAAUGGAGUCUUUUUGUGUAUUCUGCAGCGGCAUCGAACGCAGUGAGAUCGGAUCUCAACUCAAAGACAUGAUUCUGCGCGCUAACAUAGUCAAGGAUGCAAUUUCGUACAUAGAACGACACAUCCCUAAAAACCAGAAGAUUGUAGUCGUUUGCAACAACGAAUGGAAGGACUUCCUCUCACGACCUUCACUCAAGUACAUCCUGCGCCUUCUCACUGGCAUGGCCUGUAAACACCCCGGCAGCCAACGCGCUGUGGCUGAGUCCUGUAUCCCCGCCAUUCACCGUCUUGAGCAAAUAUCAUCUGACGAACACGUCGGCUCCCUCGCUGAAAACCUGCUGGAGGCUCUAACGGAUGAUCCUGCCAUCGCCAAGCAGGUUGGCGAAGUUCGUCGCCAGACGCGGCAGGAGAAGAAGCGAUUGGCGAUGAAGACUCGUUCAAAGGAGCUCAACCGCCUCGGACUUUGCGCUAAUGAAAAAGAACAAAUCACUUCAAAGUCAUCCUUGUUGCAGCACAUGUCUGACAUCACUGACGAGCAAGGAUUGGUGUGCGCCAUAUGCCUGGAGGGGUACCGCAAUGCUCCUCAAAAAGUCCUCGCUAUCUACACCUACAGCAAACGUCGAGCCGUCGAAGACCGCGAGAACAAACCUCAUAAAACUUUCGGCUACAGCACCGUCUCGCAUUUCAAUGUCGUUCACGUCGACUGCCAUCUUGCUGCUGUCAAAGCUUCACGGGCAAGGGACGAGUGGGAGAGCGCUGCGCUGCACAACGCCAACACUCUGGCUAAUGGUCUCCUGCCGCUGUGGGGACCUCAGGUGCCGGAGAGCGCCUUCGUCAGUUGUCUCGCUCGCCACAACACGUACCUGCAAGAGUACACAAUGCACAGAGACAUCAAUUACACUUGGACGCUGCACGACCUGAAGCUGCUGCUGCUCAGGUUUGCUCGUGAGCGUUCGUUCAGCGAGGACUCGGGUGGAGGCGGCCCUCAGUCCAACAUGAAUUUGGCGCCUUACAUCUUGCACAUGGCGCUCUACGUCAUCAACACUACUCGGGCUAACAUUCGUGAAGAGCGCCGAGUGGAGAUUUUCAUCGAGUCUACCGCUAAAGACCCUGCGCGUUGGGUGGACGCAUCUUACGAAGUCGAAGGUCCUUACUUCUUUGUAACUUUGGCGUUAGCGGUCUGUUCUUCCGGUAAAUGGAACAGUGGGCUGCGCAAGGAAAUGCUGAAGCGACUGCUGGCCACUGCUCAUGUGAGGUCGGUCUCCGCCGUACCGCCAAUGGGUUCCAAAGUGGCCACCAAAGCUGCCAAAGACUGGACCGUCUACAAGAGUGCCGCCAUAUUCUGGACUCUCAUCGACAAGCUCCACUCAAUUAUGUUUACGAACGUAAGCGUUGAACGCAACAACGAGUGGUCCGUGGCGCUGGCUGCAUACAUUCGUCAUAACGACACGGCGAUACUGGACGCUGCUGGCCGCGUCCUCAACGUGUACCAGAACGAGCUGCUGCCUUGCUCAAGAAAUAUUUACAGGCCUACACAACCUUAG